AACCCAUCCUGUUUAAAGUUAGUGCUAUACCAGGAUGCCUUUGAAGUUGUAAAUCCUCUAGGCUCUGCAAAGACCAAACAUAAAGUAUUAGCUGUUUAUGUGUCUGUUGCUAAUCUGCCACUUCAUGUACGGUCUGACACAGACCACAUGUCACUUGUUUUAUUGUGCAGAGAGAAAGAUUUCAAAGAAUUUGGCCAUGCUAAGGUGUUCUCUGAAUUUCUACGCGACUUGAAGGAAUUGGAGGAGAAUGGGAUAGUGACAUCUCAUGAAACGGUAGUCAGAGGGACCUUGUAUUGCAUUGCUGGCGAUAAUUUGGGCUCGCAUUGCAUUGGGGGUUUUUCUGAAAAUUUCAGUUGUUCUCAAUAUUUUUGUCGGUACUGUCUCAUAACUCGAUCUGAAUUUCAGGGUGAUGAUCCAAAUCUGUGUGGACCAGAGCGCACCAUUGAGAAGUACGAUUCUGCCAUUGAGCGCCUCCAGACUGAAGAUACAUCAGAAGGAGUGAAGUUCAGAAAUGGAUAUUUCAGCGCAAAACAAUAUCAGAAGUUCCAUUACUAAGGUGUUGCCAGACCUCCCAGACCCAAUUCUAAACCUUGUGGAGGAGACACUACAAUCAUUGGGGGUUGAGACCACUGAGGAUUUUCACUUUUUACAGGAGGCUGAUCUUGCAUCAGUUUUACGACCAAUACAAGCGAGAAGAUUGGUUGCUGCAUGGAAACAAACCAUUCAGAGCCCUGAAACCCACAGCCAGUCAGCCGUCAGUCCUUCAGUCUCACCUCUCACCUCUUCUAACUCCACUCACUCCUCACUCUCACCUUGCACCUCACCCAGCAAUCUGAUUAGAACUGCAGAUUGGGUUGACAGCUUUCAGAUUCCAUGGGGAACAUUUCCUGAAGACUUGAUGCAGUGCUUGGAGAGAGGGAAAAGGCCAAGCCCACUUUUUCGGCGUGAAAUGAUCCGGAUUGUUGUCUCUGCAAUGAUGAACACUUGUGCAUCUCCAAGUAAACUAGAGUCUACAGAAGUUGCCAAAAAAAUUGUUGCCAAGUAUCCACAGUCCCUAAAAGAUGUCAUAGAAGGUGAGGUAGUGGGAGCAGGAUAUCACUCACUAGUCAAACAGCUACAAGCCCGCAUUGACAACGUGAAGCGGCCUUCAGCACCAAGGAUUAAGAGGCGUAAACCGGAAACGGGUGACUCAGACACAGAUGAAAUCCCAGCUGAGCAAAGGGCAGUUGUUCAGGACACAUAUGGCUGCAUAAAGUGGAAUUUGAAGUUCAUGCCAGUCAGUGAGACAUUGGAAAGCCAACAGGAGAAGAAGGAUAAAAUGAAGAUGCUUCGUGAACAGCAUACUUUCAGUCCAGAAGAGGUAAAAGCCCUUAUGAAGUGCACUUACUACUCCCAACGUCAAGCAAUAAACACAGGAACAGAUCUCCAACACCUAAUAGAAGAAUGGCCUUUUUUAUUUGAAGAAAUUGGGAAGACCGUCCAUUUCCUAGAGCUCACAGGACUACCACUUAAGGAUACUUUUCUCAAUAGUGUUGAAAAAAAGGGAAAACGGCUUUUGAACUUUAUGACAACUGUCUGUGCAGACAAGAACAAACGGGUCUUGGAGACUGUAAUAAAGCUGAAAUUUCUGAGAGGGCCGUUGGAGGGCAGCUCAGGUGACAUCAAGGAUAUGGUGCUGCUUAUUCUCUCCUACUUCAAUGAAAAAGAGGAGCACCUCUUCCACUACGUAGAGGAGACAUGCCUGGCAAAUGAAGUCCACGUGGAAAGCUUGCCUGUGACCCCUUGCAUCAUUGUAUGUGGAACCUGCUGCUAUGGUGCAAGGCAGUUCAUGCUCAGCAUAGACGGCAAGAUUGUGAACGACCAAAUCUCCAACUUCACCACUGCCAUCUGCUUGAUGUUUGGUAGCUACUACUGCCUGAACAUCCACUAUCCAGUAGAUCUGGGAUCCACCCUUGAGUUCCUUCAGAGGUGUUUCUUCAACAUCAACCCUGAGAGGGGCACAAAAGUUGAAACAAAGAAGAACAAGAAGCAGCUGACAGUAAACCCGAGAGUCCUCACCCUCAUCGCAGAUCUCGCUGAUCAUGAGUGGAGAGAGACAAAUUAAACUGUGAUAUACAUUUUGAUUGCCUACCUUUAUUAUUUUGAAAAUGGAAAAUUUUAUUUUUUAAAUUUGCAAAUUUUGAUUUUAGUUAAUGUAAGUUUUACAUGAGUGAAGUGCAACGGAUUUUAAAGUAAAUUGGAAUACUGUACUUUUAAGAUGUGUUUGUGAUCGUGAUUUUUCAUAAUACAGUUUCAAGUGUAAGUGCGGAGUAAUUUUAACCCAGGGUAUUUUUUCAGCAUGACAACAGGUCGACCAGCCCUUCAAGAGACAUAUUUCGUUGAUCAUAGUUUGACUGUCUUCGGUGCUAACAGCUCAAACAGCACUAACAUUGCAGUGCUAAGGGUGGUGCGCCAAACUAAUCAAAAUCGCAUCAUUAAACUGAUCAAUGAAAUCUGUCUCUCAAAGGGCUGGGUUGAAAUUACUCUGGACUUAUACUUUAAGUUCGUUAUUUUUGUAAUUGUACAACACAAACAGUUUGUUAAGUGUAUACCACCAGUUUGUUUUUAUUAGAUGGAAUGACUAAAUCCUCAAAAAAAAACAACUGUGCAAAUGUUAUAUUACAGUUCUGAAGUCAGUUUUUUCAAUUACUAUGCUGGAAUUAGAUUUUCUGAACAUUCUCCAGACUCUAACCAACAACUUUAAGAAAAUUAGAGGUAUUAAAAAUAGCAUUAUUCAAAACAAAUGCAAAAGCCAUGUCUUUGUUUGUAUGUUUAAGUGUGGCUUGAUUAAUGGGAACUUUGUGUUUUGUUGUAUUCCCUUUGAAAAUUCAGUAGCUGUGUGUGAUAAAAAUAAUGCCAGCAAACUGUAUGUUCUCAUGUGUUCUACUGUAUUUUAUGCGGUGAUAUUCUGGCAACCACAGCUGCCAGAAAUUUACUGUAGAUCAAACUGCAAUAAAAUACUGUGAUAUAUGA
Molecule: messenger RNA, 3012 nt
Organism: Paramisgurnus dabryanus
Lineage: Eukaryota; Metazoa; Chordata; Actinopteri; Cypriniformes; Cobitidae
Source: RefSeq, a predicted model, not a curated record